Cladophialophora yegresii CBS 114405 is the source of this 519-nucleotide messenger RNA. RefSeq lists its product as uncharacterized. Lineage: Eukaryota; Fungi; Ascomycota; Eurotiomycetes; Chaetothyriales; Herpotrichiellaceae. The transcript has a single exon. The coding region runs from base 1 to 519 and encodes 172 amino acids. The record is from RefSeq and is a predicted model, not a curated record.
AUGGCUUCUCAUGAUGAGCUUGCUACGUUGCCCACGCCGGACAUGAUUACACUUCUCCUCAAAUGCCACAAGUCCACAGUAGCGCUUUCAGUCCUCCCAACGACGCCUUUCGCAGAAAUCAAACCCCUCUUGCUCGGGGCCCUUCAGUCGCGAAACCUCAGGACCUUACCCAAUUCCGACACUCCUCUACCCGAAGACCCCGAAGACCUGGAGUUUGGCGUGUUGGCAGACAAGAAGGACGCCAGUAAAGGCUGGGUACCAAUGUCGAUCAGAGCGCAAGAGGUCACUGGGCCCCGAGGUACGAAGAAGAAGGUUGGGGGCAAAGACUCGGUCCUCACUGAGAGUCCGCUUGGGGCUGGUCUUAGUGAUGGGGCUUGGAUUGCAUAUCGUGUGAAGCCGGAGCGGAAAGAGCCAAACAUUGAAGACGACGAUGAAGCCGAAGACACUCCAAACUUCGACAUAGACGGAGAUGUCGGCUUUGAUGUGGUCAUUCCUAGCUUCGAAGACGAGGCUGAGUGA